Molecule: messenger RNA, 3070 nt
Organism: Porites lobata
Lineage: Eukaryota; Metazoa; Cnidaria; Anthozoa; Scleractinia; Poritidae
Source: the annotation of a GenBank genome assembly
AUGGCUGUAGUCACUUCGAUCUAUACAAAGGAGACAUCUCAGGCGAAGGAAAUUCUAGAGGAAUACAAUAAUCCAAUGAAACAAGAGGGAAUGAAGUUUUCCUGGACUGGUAAUCGACGAGCAAAACACGAUAGCAUAUCGUCUGUCGACAGCAAUUCUUCAUCGGAUUCGCCCUUCCCGGACUCUCCGAACAAUACAGCUUCGAGGAUGAAUACGGCUAAAAAGACUUGUGGCAGAAAGCGAGGAAGGCGGCCCUCCAAAAUCGAUCUAGAAGCUAAACUUGAACGAAGCAGGCAAUCGGCGCGAGAGUGUCGAGCUCGAAAGAAGCUUCGAUAUAAAUAUUUGGAGGAUAUGAUUGCGGAUAAGGAAAGUUACGUUUACAAACUUCGAGAAGAACUUGAAAUGGUAAGAAAUACACAGAGUGAUCCACUUGAAAAAAUUUGCCAACCUUCGUUGGGAAAUAUGAUAAUUUAAUCUCAAUAUACAGCGAACACGAUACCUCAAUAUUAAGCUGAUGUAGUUCAUCACAGUAUGCCGUAUAGACCGUAUACGUUAAUUUUUUUUACGUUUUUAAGGCCAAUACAGAGUUAAAUUUUCUGUGACAACACGAAGUUGUUGACUUCUGGGUGAUCUGUUUAUGUUAACAUCUCAGACAAAACAAAAGUGAUCACUCAAAUGAAGGCAUCUUUGGAAUUUUAACGCUUCCUUCCGUCACCAAUUUGCUAUAAAUACAUCAGGUAUCUUCUAUCUCUUUUUUAUCUUAAGUGUUUGUUUUACUGUGUAACGUGUAAAUAACACAAUCAGGCCCACUCAAAGAAAAAAAUGUCAUUAAACUUAAUGUUUUGUUGAACCUGUGUCUUAGGACUUGGAGAUAUAAAAUAGAACAUAUAAAUAGCAAAUUUAUAAAUACAGACGUGAUCUACUGGUAUCAAAUCACAAUGGUUGGUUGGACCACAAUGGUUGGAGGCAAGUUCUUUCACCACUGAGCCAUCCCAUAACAAUACAACUCCAAGGGGUCUUACAUAAUAGCUCCUUGGUCACAUGCCAUAAAUUGCCUAUUAAGCCGCACCCCUAGAAGAAAAGGUAUCUUUUAUGCAGGGAUGAGGGGGUUUAAUGGAAAUGGGGACUUUAAAUGUACAUUUUAUUUUUCUCUGCCAGUAUCGCCGUUGGUGCAAGGCUGUUGAUAAAGGAAUGUACCCAACAGACCUCCAGGAGUUCAUCAAGGAGCAUGUUGGCAAUAUCGACUAGCACUGAAUUAUGAAGAGAUUGGUGUUUAGGAGAUUACCCGUAGCCAGUAUGCUAUUAUGGCUAUACUGGGUUCAGCUAUCUUUCCAUGGCAUUCCAUUGCUCUGGCAUAUGCUCCCUUACCUCAGCCAGUUCAGAGACCUUCAAAUUCCUUCAACAGCUGUGAAAAAAACAUGAAUUGUGGUGGAUCAAUUCUUUCCCUGAAGUUCAAGAACCUUAAAAUCAGCUCUUGAUCUGAGUGCAUUUUUUUUUGCACUCAAAGUUGUCUUGAGAGGAUCCUUCAAAAUGGCAGCAGCAAAUCUAAAUAGCUUGAAGAUAAACUAAGAGAAAACAACUACAAUCACCAUAAACACAGCUGCUACACAUCUUGAUAAUUGUUAAAUACAGUAUUGUUAAAUUUCAGUUGAAGUGACAGACACAUGACUAUUCUAUUCUUCACCUGGCAGUGCCUUCAUUUAUUAUUGCCAUGGUCUAGAUUCAUGAGACUUGAUAGCAUUUACAUUUUAAAAAAUCAAAUGACUUGGAAUCAAACAUGUGCAAUUGAGGUUUAGCAGUAAUUGAAGUAUAAGUACUCAACAAAGUUUACAGCAUCUAGAAAACUUCAAUGCAAUAAUACAGCCUUUGUCAUGUAAGCUUAAACAGGCAACUCAGCCUUAAAAAUUAAAAUGUUUUGUUUGCGGUCCUUCUGUGAAUUGUAAAUUUUACUAAAAUAUACAUGGUUUUAUCCCAUCAGGUAAAUAAAUCCUAUCUGCUACAGAAAUAUCAUGUAGCUUACAACAUGAGCAUUAUUUUUACUCUUCAAUGUUUAUCAUUGAUAUGAUUGUCCUAAGUUUACAAAUUAUGUACCCUAGCAUGGACCAUAAGAAGUUAGUAGAGUAGAGUUGUGACAAAGAUCAACAAUUUGAUUAAUUCAAUCUUUUCUCUAACUGGUUUUAAUUAAUGUUUUAUUUUUUAAAUAUUUUGUGAAUAAUUCAUUUUAUUUUAGUUUUAAUAUUGGAAAUUCUAAUACUGGAAUAAUUUUUUUAUUAUUGUUGCAACGCUUUUUGAUGUGAAUAUUUUAACCCUUUCAUUUCCAUGAGGGCAAAAACUCACAAUUUAAGAAAACUGACCAAAUUUUAUUUUGAAAAAUACCAGGUAGCUGAAAAGCAUAGCGUAAGUCAACUGUCAAGUGGUUCCAUAUAAACGGUUACACCACAGGAUUUCAAAACUAUGUUCCAUGUCUUUCGAUUAUUGUUACAGUGUAGUAACUGGGUUAGUUGGAAUACUUUUGUAUAACUACUUAGUAAAACUUAAAAUAAUGAAACCUUGUUUUUUCAAUGAAAGUUGCACAUAAUAAUGCUACCAAUUUCAUUGAUUUUAUUUGUAAAGACUAGUAGUGCAAGACAACCCAAUAAUUUUGUUGUUUCCUAAAAUUGAUUAUGAAAAGGUGCGCUGUUGUAUAGCUUAACACCUGUUAAUAGAGUUUUGUUACUUCCACUUAUUAAGAUGGUUUUUCUUAAAGGAGUUUACCACGCUUAUCACCUUUUGAACAACAGUUACUUUAAUGCUUCAUCAGUCUCUAUAAAAAUACUUGUGUAACAUUAACAGUUUAGUACAGAGAGUCACAGAAUCUCAUGUAAAAAAUAAUUUGGUUGCAUUAAACUUUAAUAAAGUCCAAAUAACUUUGUACCAAAAAUUCCCUCAUUUCCUUUCUCAUUUGUCAUAAAAUAUUAAGAUGGAAUCCACCAGGAAAUUGAGUAAUUUUUAUUAUAUUUUUCAGAAGACAAAAGCCUUCUACCAGAAUAAUUUAAACAAUAUUGCAUUCUUUUUUAUACUUUUCAAAGGC